AUGAUGCAGAGCUCACGAGAGCCGACCGUGGCCGCGGGCGGCGAUCCAAAAGAUCGAUCUUCAUACGUCUUCCGCGGCCGCACAAUCGGCGAGUUGGUCGGUGGAGCGCCUAAUUGCAAAGUACAGUGGUCCGCUUCUGACAAAAUCCUCGUCCAUGGGUUUUUGGCGUACUAUCGUGUUACCGCCGAGACGCUGAAAGAGCUGAAGAACGCACCCUCAGACGAGAAGACUCGGAUUCGUACCGUCGAGAAGUACUCAAACCACCAAGGCGCGAACAAGUAUCCGAAGAGUGCGGAUUUGCAUGUGCUCGCAAUCCGUAUGAACAUCGACCUUGCGACUCUUACCGACGAGGAAUGGCGCGCGAUCCGAACGAAGAUGUUGUCGAGCUUGACCUACUACCUCCAGAAGUUCAAGAAGGAGAAGCCGCUCCCAACUGUUUACGAUAAGAAGAUCAACAAGUCGGUGGUCGAAUGGCCCGAGAACAUUCGUAACGAUAUGAUCUUGGGCUGGUAUGUCGCACGAGAUCCCGGCGGCUGUUCCACUAGCAUCGCCAAGCAUCGCCCCGUCGACCCGCCGAGCUCAAUUGCAAAGAGCUCCGUUGCCGGACAUCUGCGAUCGACUAUGAGGGCGGUGCCGAAACUUCAGCACCCACGUCACAAUGGUCAAUGGGAGCCAUCCGGUUGGAGCUCUUCGUCUAACGCGUCAUCGGACUCCUCGCCGGCCACCUCGCCGGCCACUUCGCCGGAUCGGUGCCACUUCUCUUAUCGAGACCAGAAGUUUCUCGCAUUGACCUCGGCCGAAACUAACUACCGACCCGCCGUUCACUCUACCGGAGGACCGGUACCGGAUAUCCAACGCCUCAUCGAUGCUUUGCACCAGCAGACGGACAGACUCGUUGGCAGGCUUCUCGAAGAAAUCAACGCCUUAUUGGUUUCGGUACAGGGUCGGUCCCGCGCCGAAAGUGAUCGCAAGCGUCUCUACGUUGAACACGUUAGAAAGGCAAGGGAACAGGCACGCCAGGACCGGAUGGAGUGCGUAUCACGCAUUAAGGCGCAGUUGGAGGUGCUGGGCCUCGAUGACGCAGAGAAGGGGAUCUGGGCAUGGCUGUACCACGACGCAUUCGACGAGGCACUGAUGAACUUUAUCCUCUACAUGUAG
Colletotrichum costaricense is the source of this 1158-nucleotide messenger RNA. RefSeq lists its product as uncharacterized. The transcript is spliced from 2 exons. The record is from RefSeq and is a predicted model, not a curated record. Bases 1 to 1158 code for a protein of 385 amino acids. Lineage: Eukaryota; Fungi; Ascomycota; Sordariomycetes; Glomerellales; Glomerellaceae.